AGGAGGGCACAGACCAUCUGGGCUGCCAGAUGCUUUCUGGACCUCACCUCCCAUUCUCCAUACAGGGAAACUGAGGCCCAGUGAUGGGUGGGACUAGCUCAGGUUCACCCAGCGAGAUGGUGACAGAGGCAAGACGUAAAUCUGAUCACAUCAUCAUUCCACUGCCUACAGCCUUCCAUGGCUCCCUACUGCCCCCGGGAGAGGUCCAGACUCUGAAUUGGCACGGGCACCCCUGUGGACUCUCUUCUUGCCCGCCUUGCCAGCCCUGAACCCACCUGCUGCCUCAGCGUGCCUCCUCUGUUCCAGUCCCACUGGACACUGCCGUCCUGCCACACACCACGCUUUUCGCUUCCUGACCUUCGCCAUCCGCGUUCCUGGUUCCUGGCUCAGCUCAGUCUUACCCUCUUCCGGGAAGCCUUCCUACCUGCUCUGGCCGCCCACAGCCCUGCCUGCCUCCGCUGCCAGCCUCUGACGGCACGGAUUCCAACUGCUCCUCCACGGCUCCUUGGGGCUUUCUGAGGCGGGGGACAUGCUGUCUUCUUUGAAGCUGAGGUCCCCAGGGCUUGACACAUAGUAGUUGUCCAAUAAACGUUCGUUGAAUGAAUGAAUGAAUGAUCAGAGUCGUGCAUGUGAACCGUACAUAACUGUUUGGGUUCCCAAGUUGGGUGUAAGAUAUCAGAGAUGAGGCGCUGCUUCAGAAAAUAGGCCUUUCUCACGUGACGGAUAACAACUGUUUCCUUGUCCUUUUUUUCUCGUCUCAGACCUAAGCCGACCCUGACAGUGGUCCAGGGCACGUGGCUGGGCAUUCAGGACAAGCAGCGGGCUGGAAUAAGAAGACUUGGAGAUGUUGGUGUCACGGAAGAGAUGGUCCGAGGACUCCUGUGGUUGCUGGCAUGGAGGGCUCCCUGGCGGAGCGUGCGGCUGAGGAGCACUUCCACACAGUCACGCCUCUGCUGGAGAGCUGGGCGCUGUCGCAGGUGGUGGGCACGACCGUCUUCCUCAAGUGUGAGAAUGUGCAGCCCACCGGCUCCUUCAAGAUCCGGGGCAUUGGGCAUUUCUGCCAGGAGGUGGCCAAGAAGGGAUGCAGACACCUGGUGUGCGCCUCAGCGUUCUUCCCAUCAUUCAGGACUCAUGGUAGGGGCAACGCGGGCAUGGCUGCUGCUUAUGCUGCUCGGAAGCUGGGCGUCCCCGCCACCAUCGUGCUCCCCGAGGGCACCUCUCUGCAGGUCGUGAGGAGGCUGGAGGGGCAGGGGGCCGAGGUCCAGCUGACUGGAAAGGUCUGGGACGAGGCCAAUCUGAGGGCACUAGAGUUGGCCAGAAGGGACGGCUGGGAGAACGUCUCCCCGUUUGACCACCCUCUGAUAUGGGAAGGCCAUGCCAGCCUGGUGCGGGAGCUGAAGGCAGCGCUGGGGACCCCGCCAGGAGCCCUGGUGCUGUCGGUGGGGGGUGGGGGGCUCCUGGUUGGGGUGUUGGAUGGCCUGGCACAGGUGGGCUGGCAGCACGUGCCCGUCAUUGCCAUGGAGACCCGAGGGGCCCACUGUUUCAAUGCUGCCGUCGAGGCGGGCAGGCUAGUCACGCUGCCGGACAUCACCAGUGUGGCCAAGUCCCUGGGGGCCAAGACGGUGCUCGCGCGGGCCCUGGAGUGCACGAAGGAGUUUGAGAUCUUCUCCGAGGUGGUGGAGGACGUGGAGGCUGUGAGUGCCGUGCAGAGGUUCCUGGAUGACGAGCGUAUGCUGGUGGAGCCUGCCUGCGGGGCAGCCUUGGCUGCCAUCUACUCAGGCCUCCUGCAGAGGCUCCAGGCCGAGGGCCGCCUGCGCCCCUCCCUGGCCUCGGUCGUGGUCAUCGUGUGUGGAGGCAACAGCAUUGAUAGCCGAGAGCUGCAGGCUCUGAAAGCUCAGCUGGGUCAGAGCUGAGGGCUCCUGGUCUGGGCUGGAAACCCCUAUGGCCAGCUGAGGGGCCCCCAGGCUGGCGGAUGGCUGUGGAAGCUGCCCUGUGCCCUGUGCUGGCCACCUCCUGAAGGAAGGCCUCCUGAACUGCUCCCUGUGGCACCCCCCCGCCCCACCCCAUAGCCCUGGCCAAUAAACACUUUCUGAGUUGAA
Messenger RNA from Equus caballus (horse), 2099 nucleotides. The record is from RefSeq and is a predicted model, not a curated record. Lineage: Eukaryota; Metazoa; Chordata; Mammalia; Perissodactyla; Equidae.